Molecule: messenger RNA, 3125 nt
Organism: Brassica napus (rape)
Lineage: Eukaryota; Viridiplantae; Streptophyta; Magnoliopsida; Brassicales; Brassicaceae
Product: WD repeat-containing protein 76-like
Exons: 2
Coding region: 2352-3125 (257 amino acids)
Biological process (GO): regulation of DNA damage checkpoint
Cellular component (GO): nucleus
Molecular function (GO): protein binding; DNA binding
Source: RefSeq, a predicted model, not a curated record
GAAGAAGACAUGCCUUAAGCUCGGCUAGGACGGUCAUAAGGACCCAGUCUGCUCCUAUAGGCUCUUCCCUCAUCACUUAACGGUCCCAUAGAUACAUACCAAUCACUUGCACCCCUUGUGUAUGUGUCUCUGUCAAAGCCUCUAUCUCUCUUGCCAUAAUUAUCCUCAAGAUGAUGAUGGUGUUCAGGUAUCCCAUACCUCUAUCACUCACCAAACGGCGUAAACCUAGACUGAUUAAUGCAUCAAAAGAUCAGGACUUUCUUAAACUAUAAUAUACAUGUUGGAAACCAAUAAUAGAGCUACAAAUUACAAACCUCUCAACUGGAUAAAGAUCACCAGUUUCAUACUUGUCUCCACCCUCAAAGCGGUCUCUGUAGCUAUAUCCAUGUAGCGGUCACGCUCCAGCUCACCAAUCUCUAUAGCAUCUCGGUGUCCAUGGAACUUUUCAACUAGUUGAGGGACCAUGGCGUCCACACUUAAAUGCACUCAUCUAAAGCAGCUCCUCCUCCAUGGCUUCCCUUUCCUCGGGAUGGAUAGCCUCCCCUGUAAUGAAGAUGGUCUACAUCAACAUCAUCUCCCCCACCCUUGGGCUCAGCCUUGUUCACCGAUAUCACCCUAUCACCUAACUCCCUCAUCAGCUCCUCGGCGAUAACUGCAUGCAAUAAACCCAAAACCACGUGGACGGCCAGUGUCUUUCCCCACCAUGAUCUACAAUUACACAAGAGCAAUAUUACAUGCACAUGCAUGUAGCUUUUCUGUGCUUGCAUCACUUUGAAUCAGAUGUUACAUAAGAGUUAAGAAACAAGCUGACAUAUUACAUUACUAUCUCUUAUAUAUAGCAUGUUGAAGAAGUGGCAAAACAGAAAAUUUCCAAGAAAAGAGAAGACAAUAAGACUUGGGAACAUUCCUUACACAAAACUAAACCUGGACUAUGUAUUUCUGAUGCAUACAAAGCUUCAUAAAAGCAUCGAAAUAUUAUUUUUAUAUGCUCGAUAUACGCUUUCAAUACGUACCCCUUCUUAAUUUUUUUUUUUAAAAUAUCGCUUCUAGGCUGAUUCUGAUCCUGAGGAGUCAGAAGAAUCCGAAGAGGAAGUUUCUGAGGAAGGUGAUGAAUCCCCAGGUUUGCUUGCUUUCUUAUCUCUUUGUGUUACUCUCUACUCGAUGAGAAAUGUUUUCAGAAGUUAGCAAAGGUAAGUGACACAACCUUGGCUUGAGUUGCUCUUAUAGCUGAUGUUGAUGAUGAUGAGCCAUCGGAAGAGGAGGACGAGCACUAUAUUCUAGGCUGUAUGAUUAAAUGCCAAUCGGGUUACGAAUGCAGAUACUGUCCUUUCAUGACUUGUCCGAAUGAGAGAACAAUGCGAGCACAUGUCUCAUGAAGGGUAAAGUUGUUUGCUUUUAUCAUUAUAUAUGCAUCGGAUUUGAAACGUGAGGUAUUAUAGUAUAUUAAGCAUGAUGAUUGUUUUUGAUGAUGUGGCUCUUACUUCAGAGGCACGCUCGUUUGGAGAGAAUAAUGAAAGGAGAAAGCCCUGGACGCGAUGAUGUUGAUUAUGAUGAAGAUGGCUAUGAUCUAGAGACCCCACCAUCUCAGGUUUUCUUUUUUUGACAUUUCGAGAAAAAUGACGAAUGUGUUCUUAUGGUGAGUCUUAACCAAAAGUUCUUGCAAUAUCAUAAAAUGUAGGAGAAGCAGGGAAUAAAGGAAAGCUCGGAAUUGAUGAUGAUCCAGAAACGCCAUCCCAGGUUUGGUUCUUUGACUUCUUCAGAUGAGUCCUAACCAAAUUCUUUAAAUGUUUUUAUAUGGAACAUCCAGGACGGAGAAAAGUCAGAUGAUUCAACGCAAAACUCUAGGAAGAAAAUGCGUCAAACUAAGGAUUGAAACCAGUAUGAGAGGCCUGAAAGAUUCUUCUUCUUCUUUUUUUUUUUUUUUUUCACUUAGGAAAAUCGAUGGACUGAUGGAUGAUUUUGAAUGUUGAUUUAAUUGAGAUGUUUGAGUUAUACAAUUCUUGUGUUUUUGUUUUGUGCAGUUUAUAAUAACAGAGGACCAUGAGGGAAGUUUUGAUUGUACCUUCUCCAUUGUUGAAUACAUUGACUCUAAUCCUAUCUUGUUUAUAGAUCUUAACAUACAAUAACGUAGCAAAACCUACUUGAACGAUCUAGAGGAUAAAACAAAACAAAACAAAACAAAACAUAAUAAUAGUCUAUAGAUGAGUGCGUUACUUCUUUUUUGGGCGGCAAAAGUGACUCUUUCCCGCUCAUCUGCGACCGUUUAAGCUUUUCUAGUCCUUAUUACAGUGUUAGUGUGAAGCAAGACAAACUUUCCCUCUCUCAAGACACACACAUUCUUUGAAGUUUCAAUGGCGACAGAGUACGAACGCAAAAGACUGGAGAACAUUAGACGGAACGAUGAGAUGAUGGCUUCUCUCAACGUCCACGCCAAAGCUUCUCUCCUCUCCGCCUCAACCAAACGCUCCCGAGACCACCCUAAAUCACUCAAGAAGCAGCAGCAGAAGAAGAAGGAAUCCGAAGCCCCCAUUGUAAAACGACAGUCUCUACGCACCAGAGGCUUAACCCCAGAUUCCGAUGGCUUACCCCACGGUGUUUCAGAGUGUCCGAAAGGUCUCCCUUUUCCCCAAUACGUAUCUCUUCGUGUAUUAGCUCCUCUUCCUCUAGAUGAUGGAGAUGGCUCCCAUUCUCAGUUCGUUGAUACUCUUUCCGGUAUUACCAGAAAACCCAACGGAGAAACUUCAACGGUUACCGAGAAUGAUGAUGAUAGUUUUGAUCUUGGAUCCUUGUGUUUAGAACCACAUGAUGUAAAACGUGUUGUGCCUGAGAGAGUUCUGGUUGUAAAGUUCUUACCUUGCGAGGGUGUUAAGCUGGUUGCUGCAGGAGACAAGGAUGGGAACGUUGGCUUUUGGAAUCUUGAUUGUCAGAACGAGGAAGAGGAUGGUGGUGUAUCUCUCUUCAAGCCUCACACUUAUUCAGUUACAUCUCUUGUCUUUCAACAAAACUCUUUCUCAAAGGUUAUUACCAGCAGCUACGAUGGUCUAAUCAGGUUGAUGGAUGUUGAAAAGAUGGUUUUUGAUCGGACAAAAAUCUCUUAUAGACCAAAUGGUCAAAAAAAAAUCUAG